Messenger RNA from Penicillium riverlandense, 720 nucleotides. RefSeq names its product DUF427 domain-containing protein. Lineage: Eukaryota; Fungi; Ascomycota; Eurotiomycetes; Eurotiales; Aspergillaceae. The coding region runs from base 1 to 720 and encodes 239 amino acids. The transcript is spliced from 3 exons. The record is from RefSeq and is a predicted model, not a curated record.
AUGCCACUUCCAUUCCCCCCGGAAGGAUACUCGGAGGACAUCGUCCGACGGGUGCGCGUCCUGUUCAAUGGAGAGUAUGUUGUAGACGCUUCCGUUCCGAAACUAGUAUGGGAACGUCCGUUCUAUCCCCUGUACUAUUUCCACCAGAAAGAUGUUCAAAUGAAAUAUCUGCUGAAUGGUAAGGCCGAUGGCACUCAUGACAUCGUCGUCCACGAUCGCACCGCUCCUGGCGGCGCGACCACGUUCUCUUCGGGCCCCUUCAAGGGCAUGGUGCGCAUCACCUUCUCGGCCGCCGAUGCCUGGUUUGAAGAAUCCGAACGCAUCCACGCUCAUCCCAAGGACCCGUAUAAACGCAUCCACAUCCUGGAGUCCGCCAAACAUGUUCGUGUGGAGAUCGACGGGGUCGAGGUUGCCAAUACGACCCAUCCCAAACUGCUGUAUGAGACGGGACUGCCAGUGCGCACGUAUAUUCCGCACACGGAUGUACGGUUGGAGUUGUUGAGACCGUCAGACUUGACGACCUCGUGUCCGUACAAGGGGGAUGCAAAUUACUAUAAAAUCCGACUUCCCUCCGGGGAGAAAGAUGGGCUCAUCUGGUGGUAUAAAACGCCGACAGCCGAGAGUGCUGCGAUCACGGGGCGUGUGGCAUUCUAUGAUGAAAAGGUGGACGUGUGGGUGGAUGGGGUCAAACAAGAAAGGCCAGUGACACCGUUCUCCUGA